Molecule: messenger RNA, 2027 nt
Organism: Aspergillus sclerotioniger CBS 115572
Lineage: Eukaryota; Fungi; Ascomycota; Eurotiomycetes; Eurotiales; Aspergillaceae
Product: GID4/VID24 family protein
Exons: 3
Coding region: 129-1895 (588 amino acids)
Biological process (GO): protein catabolic process in the vacuole; negative regulation of gluconeogenesis; protein targeting to vacuole
Cellular component (GO): extrinsic component of membrane; GID complex
Source: RefSeq, a predicted model, not a curated record
UUUUUUCUGGGUCAUCGCCCGGUGCAUACCCUCGCCCUCGUCCACCAUCACGCUCCCUCCUCCUCCUCCUCCUCCUGGCGGACUGCCUCUCCGCCACCCAACCUACCACCACUGCGCUCCACCAGAUCAUGCCCCCGGUCAACUCGCCUUCUGACCCCCCCGCUCAGUCGUCGUCCUCUGCCUCUUCCCUGCGACCUUUGACCGCGCUCUCCAUCCCCGUUCCCUCUCUCCCCGCGGCGGUGUCCGAUGACACCCAUGAUGAUAACGUGAGCUUUCUACGCUCUCGUGUGCGCUCCCCACCCGACUCGUCUACUUCGCUCAGUCGCCAGCGCCGUCGUCGACGACCGAAUCUUUCCGAUCUCGAUCUUGAGCCUAUGGAUCUAGAGGACCCUUCCAAUUUGCGCAUCGAAAUCAACCGUCGCAUUCCCAUCGUGCGCCGUCAGCGCGACGGCUCCGGCAACCCCAACCCCAAUAACCUUCCCAACUACGAGGGCCAGAUGUCGAACCCACGCUCGGUUUAUGGCUGGGCGCCUGCCUCCGAUGAUGACGAUUAUGAUGUGGGCUUUGAGCCUCUGCACGACAGCAACACCGUCUCCUGGUUCGGCCGAUUUUCCGAUCGCUAUGCGACCGCUCGCCGCCAUGCGCGCCGGGAUGCCGCCGGCCGAAGCCCGACAUUACCGGAUGAACCAUCCGAUAGUAGUUCCCAUCGCCAGAACGAAUCGCCAGGAUCGACAACAGAGGCUUUUCUAUGGUCAGCACGACGCCAACCGCGGAGUUCACGGACGCGCACGCUUCACGACUAUCUAUUAGACAGGGAACGGACUCUCCAGGAUUCCGAUGAGAGUCGAGAACGACCAGGUCCCACAUCGGCCUCGCGAGCGUAUCGGUUCAUGCCCGGCACCCGCGGCGAAUCGCAUCGAUUCCUUACUCACAAUGACCUACGGGCGCGGAUCAGCGCCCAUCGACAGCUGCAUAUGGAGAACCCGCCAAACCCCCGGUUGAAAGAGACUAUCCGGUACCUCGAUCGCCUGCGAUUUUCGACGUCGUUUGAGGAAAGUCUCACUUCAGCAGCCGCAGGGGGGUUUGUCAAUACCGAUUUUCUGGGCGGCAACGAAGAUGAUUUCAUACUGGACACCACCUCGAUAGCGCCGCCCCCUGAGUGUUCAUGGCUCCGACCCGGCGUGGUCUUUUCAGGCUCGCAACGGGCUGCCAGCAGCGCGAACUCGAUCUUCGCACGGAUACCCAGUCCAUCGACGUCCCAGGACCCAGUGAUCGUCAAUGGGAGCGAUAAUAAUAAUCGCAUAAGUGUUUAUACCACGACCGGGCGACGAUAUCUUGCUAACAAUAUAUACAACCUGGGAAGUGGGAAGGAUGAGAACUGGCCCGUGAAGGUCACGAUACACAGCAUAAACCCAGACGACAUGACGUUGUCAGGGACCAUGGAGGCAUACAACAUUCCGGACAAAACAACGCCGGCUCAUGAUGCACAUAUUGUCACGUAUCUCGAGGGGGAGAUCAUUGAUUUCAACACACACACGCUGGAGACGAAGAACUUUAAGGCGGAUGCCGAGAUCGACAGUACAUAUUGGCGGGAGUUGCAGCCGUUCAAGGACUUGACGGACGAGGAAAUGACGCGAAAUCUCGUCAGUCGGAAAUGGGUAACGGAGCAGUUAUCCCGGCGGUGGAUAUUGAUGCGAUGGAAGGAACGCUGUUUCAUCACACCCACUGAUUCUCGACAAGGACUGACGAUCUCGGGGUUCUACUAUAUAUCGUUAAACCGGCAAAGUGGGCAGAUCGAGGGGUUAUACUACGACCCCGGGAGUUCGCCAUACCAACAGCUGUCAUUGAAGCCGGAGACAAGGAAAAUGGUGUGUCCGUCGUAUGGAUUCCGCUAGUGGCAGCGGCCUGUAACCUUUAUUUGGCUGGUUUAUUGGCGUACGUUACAUGUUUGCAUAGCCGGUGUUCUCAUACCAGUGAUAUCAGAUUGCGCUAUAUCCAAGGCACAGCCAAUAAACAUCUUAACCAUC